Messenger RNA from Ctenocephalides felis (cat flea), 1012 nucleotides. Its product is annotated as glycine N-methyltransferase-like. Gene Ontology annotation, biological process: one-carbon metabolic process; regulation of gluconeogenesis; protein homotetramerization. Bases 119 to 1012 code for a protein of 297 amino acids. The transcript is spliced from 6 exons. Lineage: Eukaryota; Metazoa; Arthropoda; Insecta; Siphonaptera; Pulicidae. The record is from RefSeq and is a predicted model, not a curated record. Gene Ontology annotation, molecular function: identical protein binding; glycine binding; glycine N-methyltransferase activity. Gene Ontology annotation, cellular component: cytosol.
UUAAUUAAAAUUAAAGGUUGGUCGAGAAGUACUUUAAAAAAUCAUUAAUAAUUGAUUAAUUUUAUAUUGAAUAUAUUGGUUCGAAUUUAUUGUUCAUAUAUAGAAUAUUAUUAGAAAUAUGGGAGAUUCCGAAAAUGUGAUUCACACAAAAUCGCUCGGCGCAGCGGCAGAAGGUGUUCGUGAUCAAUAUGCCGAUGGAAAAGCCGCUAAGGUUUGGGAAAUUUUCAUUGGCGACAAACGCUCUAGGACUGAUCACUACAGAAACUUUUUAGUUGGUCUACUUAGACAACGUGGCUGUAAGAAAAUACUUGAUGUAGCAUGUGGAACAGGGAUAGAUUCCGUGAUGCUCUUGGAAGAAGGUUUUGAUGUUACCUCUGUGGACGCUUCUGACAAAAUGUUAAAAUAUGCUCUAAAAUCAAGAUGGGAACGCAGGAAAGAACGCGCUUUUGACAACUGGGUUAUUGAAGAAGCAAAUUGGUUGACGCUAUUCGAUGACAUUGCACCAAUGUUGAAAAAUGGUGGGUUUGAUGCCGUAAUUUGUUUGGGUAACUCCUUUGCUCACAUGAUGGACUCGUACGGGGACCAACGAGAGCAAAAGCAAGCCUUGCGCAACUUCGAAAAAUGCGUCAAGCCUGGUGGUCUGCUCCUGAUUGACCACAGGAACUACGAUCACAUCAUCAGCAGUGGAAGUACGCCAUCGAAAUGCUUAUAUUACAACAGUACUCACACAGCAGACAUAAAAACAUCAGUUUUACUUGUCGGCGGAGAACCUGCUUUGGUUUCAUUAGAUUAUAUGAUCGAUACUUCAGAUGGAAAAUCAGGCAAUAUUGAUAUUUUUUAUUUUAGUGAAUUCAGGUUAUCUUACUACCCUCAUCGGUUAUCGGUUUUCAAGCAAAUGCUGAAAGAGAUCUUCGGAAAUGGUGCAACAUAUACCAUCUAUGGAGACUUUAAACCAAUAGAUGCCAUUCAGAAUCCAGCUUUUUAUAUUCACGUAGUAGAAAAGCAUAAAUGA